AUGAGCUCUCAAGUUCAUCGAUCGAUCCAUCAUUCAUCAUCAUCACUAACACCAUCGUCAUCAUCAUCAACGACCAUGGAACAACUGCGUCUUGCAAAUGAGAGAGCAUGGACCACACUAGGGAAUCUGGCGGAAAUGAUGCCGCGUGCAACCACACGAGCCAUUAAUUUCUACAAGGAAGCCCUGAAACACAAUGCAGAUUCCGUCAACGCGUUAUCUCGGCUUGCAUCUCUCUAUCGUGACCAAGACCAACUUGAUCAGGCUGUCAAGUACUUUAAGCGUGUACUCACCAUCGAUGAGAACCAUGGUGAAACAUGGAGUGCCCUUGGCCAUUGUCAUUUAAUGAUGGAAAAUCUCGGCGAAGCCUACCACGCCUAUCAACAAGCCCUUUCAUGUUUGCCUAAUCCAAAGGACCCCAAACUUUGGUAUGGGAUCGGUAUCCUUUAUGAUCGAUACGGGUCGCUUGAAUACGCCGAAGAAGCAUUCUCGGCGGUGAUCCACAUGGACAAUAGCUUUGAAAAGGUCAACGAGAUUUAUUUUCGAUUGGGUAUCAUUUACAAGCAACAACAGAAAUAUGACUUGUCAUUACAGUGCUUUCGUUACAUUCUUGCCAACCCACCACAACCCUUGACACAAGUCGACAUCUGGUAUCAAAUGGGACAUGUAUACGAGCAACAAGGAGAAUUUGAACGUGCCAAGGAAGCCUAUGAACGCGUCUUGACGCACAAGCCCGAAGAUGCCAAAGUGCUGCAGCAGUAUGGGUGGCUGUUUCAUCAACCUGAUACGUCAUUUUCAAGUGGUGCCAGCGCAAUAGACUAUCUCACCCGCUCACUCAAAUCAGAUAGCAAUGAUGCACAAUCAUGGUAUUUGCUAGGUCGAUGUUACAUUGCUGAGCAAAACUAUAACAAGGCUUAUGAAGCGUAUCAACAAGCUGUUUACCGCGAUGCUCGAAAUCCUGCUUUUUGGUGCUCUAUUGGUGUUCUCUAUUAUCGAAUCAACCAGUAUCGGGAUGCAUUAGAUGCUUACAACCGUGCUAUUCGUCUUGCUCCCUACAUGAGCGAAGUGUGGUACAAUUUAGGAACUUUGUAUGAAGCAAGCAACAACCAAGUGCAAGAUGCAUUAGAUGCCUACCAACGUGCAGCACAGCUGGAUACCGCUAAUCCCCACAUUCGAGAGCGUAUCGAGUAUCUUCGAAGCGGAAAGAAAGGGGAAAGCAAACCACCACAGGCUCAAGAUAUUAGUAACCCCUAUCAAUUUCAGAGCAGCACACGUGGAUCAGCUUCUCCAACACCGCCAUCUUAUAUACAUAGCUAUCAGCAGCAGCAGCAACAGCACCCAACAACAUGUCAACCACCUCACACACAAGGUGCACAAGAACCCACAUCCAUCCCACAAUUACCGAUAGCAGCACCACCACCACCACCACAACCAGCGCCCACUACUGAAAAUGAUAUGUAUAAAACUUGCCCAACUUCACCUGUUCCUCAACCACCUCGAAAACGAACAUUGUCCAUGCAGCUGAAUACAUCAUCACCCAUCCACCAACACGAUGACAUACAUGCUCGUGGCAUACGCUCUUCCACUAUACAGCCCAUAUCCCCAGAAGAAGAAGAACCUGAUCGUAAACGAAAAAAAGAAGACCACCACCCAACAAAACAGCCAUUAGAAAGAAGCAACAACAACAACAACAGCCAACAACAACCCAUAAGCACUACCACCCCCAGCUAG
Messenger RNA from Lichtheimia ornata, 1728 nucleotides. RefSeq lists its product as uncharacterized. NCBI's taxonomy places the organism in Eukaryota, Fungi, Mucoromycota, Mucoromycetes, Mucorales, Lichtheimiaceae. The record is from RefSeq and is a predicted model, not a curated record. The transcript has 7 exons. Gene Ontology annotation, molecular function: protein binding; chromatin DNA binding; RNA polymerase II cis-regulatory region sequence-specific DNA binding. Gene Ontology annotation, biological process: regulation of gene expression. The coding region runs from base 1 to 1728 and encodes 575 amino acids.